Messenger RNA from Brenthis ino (lesser marbled fritillary), 561 nucleotides. The record is from the annotation of a GenBank genome assembly. NCBI's taxonomy places the organism in Eukaryota, Metazoa, Arthropoda, Insecta, Lepidoptera, Nymphalidae.
AUGACUUCUCAUAAAGCAUGUGACACAGAGACGAAAUGUGAUACAGGAACAAUUCAAAUACGAGCCAUGCGCCGUGAAGACGCGUCUGUUGUGCAUCGCAUGAUACACGAACUAGCUACAUUUGAAGAGGUGCCAGACGGGCCACAACUCAGUGUUCAAGAUUUAAUAGAAGAUGGCUUCGAAAGCUCUCCAGAGUGGUUCUUUGGGCUGGUUGCCGAGUUGGGGGGAGAGCUGGUCGGUUAUGCACUGUGCAACCGAGCGUACUCCAGCUGGACUCGCCGCUCUUUUUACAUUGAAGAUCUUUAUGUGCAGCCUUCGGCGCGGCGUCAUGGCAUUGCUCGCAAAUUACUACAGGAGCUUUGUAAGAUGGCGGUAGAAGCGGACGUGCACAGAAUUGACUGGCACGUGCUACUGAACAACGUGGUCGCGCUUAGCUUCUACUCGCGGCUGGGCGCGCGCGACCUCCGCGCCAGCGAGGGCCGCGCCGCCCUGCGGCUCGACCGACCGCGCAUAGAAGCGGUAGCCGAAGGACACCUGCUGCCCGCGACGCAACCAACAGAA